UCCACUUUGAGGUUGGCAGCAAAUCAAAACUUGCCAGCGAAGUUUCUAGUAGAAAGUUCCAAAAACAGUUGAGGACUUCUGGUCAACUCUGCUUGUGGUAACCCAAGAAUCAAGAUAAUCUAAAAUAGCUAAAGGUCCCUAUUAAAUUUUCAACCUAUUUGGAAAAAGUCCCACUUAGAGAAAAAGCUGAUAACUUUGAGGCAAAGGGUUUUGAUAAUCUUGAAUUUCUUGAUUAAAUUCAGCUUUAUGGGUAAAGGAGGGGGUUGUAUGCCAAGCAAGAACAAGUUUCGUAUAAAUGAAUCAGCAGAAAGACCAGUGAAUCAAACUGAUGUAACAGGGCCAGAAUCAGAAGGGUCCAAGAAGUUGAGAAUAUUCAUUGUGUUUUAUUCAAUGUAUGGACAUAUUGAAAGAUUAGCUACAAGGAUGAAAAAAGGGGUUGAUGGGAUUGAAGGUGUAGAAGGGGUUCUGUAUAUGGUUCCUGAAACUUUGGCACCAGAUGUUUUGGAACAAAUGAAAGUCCCCCCAAAAAAUGAUGAGAUUCCAAUGAUAUCUGUGGAUGCGUUGGUGGAGGCUGAUGGAUUCUUGUUUGGAUUUCCUACAAGAUAUGGAUGUAUGGCAGCUCAGAUGAAGGCAUUUUUUGACUCGACGGGGAAGUUGUGGAGAGAACAGAAGCUUGCUGGAUUGCCUGCAGGGUUCUUUGUGAGUACUGGUACACAAGGAGGUGGGCAGGAGACCACUGCCUGGACAGCAGUCACUCAAUUAGCUCACCAUGGGAUGCUCUAUGUUCCAAUAGGAUACACUUUUGGAGCAGGAAUGUUUAGAAUGGAUUCAAUAAGAGGAGGUUCUCCAUAUGGAGCAGGAACUUUCUCUGGAGAUGGUAGCAGGGAACCUACUGAACCAGAGUUGGCGCUGGCCGAGCACCAGGGCAAGUACAUGGCAAUGACAGUUAAAAGAUUGGCUCAGCACUCUUCCUUACCAGAGGAUAAUGCCAGCUGCUGACGCUUGAAAAAUGUCCAAAUUUACUGUCUUAAUUUUAUCUUUUGUUAUAUUUUGGGGCCAUUCAUAUCUUUGUCAUUAGCAAAUCAGUCUUGUAUUUGCCUUUGCCUUUAACAAAACUCCAAAGUGAACCAGAUGAUAUCCACAGGUCAAAAUACUUCAGGAAAAAGGUUCAGAUUUAUCCCGCUACUUUUCACUAUAGUUUAAAAUUACCUUCCAUUAUACUUCAUGUUGGAGUUUUGUAAGGGUCGAGAGCGGCAAGGGUGUGGAUGCCAACACAUUAGUAAACUUAAGAUCCUUAGUAAAGUAGAAUUGUAAUUUUACCCUUUUUGCUUCAGAAACACUAAUUUUGUGUCCAUUCCCAAAAACAUUUCCUAAAUAGAAUGUAUCAAAAUCUGUGUGUCCUUAGAGGGUCA
Messenger RNA from Solanum dulcamara, 1412 nucleotides. Its product is annotated as probable NAD(P)H dehydrogenase (quinone) FQR1-like 2. Gene Ontology annotation, molecular function: NAD(P)H dehydrogenase (quinone) activity; FMN binding. The record is from RefSeq and is a predicted model, not a curated record. The coding region runs from base 247 to 999 and encodes 250 amino acids. The transcript is spliced from 2 exons. Lineage: Eukaryota; Viridiplantae; Streptophyta; Magnoliopsida; Solanales; Solanaceae.